Messenger RNA from Ostreobium quekettii, 1485 nucleotides. Lineage: Eukaryota; Viridiplantae; Chlorophyta; Ulvophyceae; Bryopsidales; Ostreobiaceae. The record is from the annotation of a GenBank genome assembly.
AUGGCGAGCAGCACGGGAGCCACGUCGGAUUAUUGCCAGAUACUUGCGCAGUUCUCCCCAGAAGCGGGCGGAAGCCUUGCCAGGCGCGGCUGCGGCGGCAUGGCCGCCGAGUCGCAGAUACCCCCCCUGGGCUUCAGGACGUACUGCGAGAGGAACCUCCACCUGGUGCACUGCCCACCGGAUGAAGCCGAGCGGUGGCUCAAGAAACAUGAGCAGGUGCCAGACAUCCCCAUGUCCAACGCGACCUGGCUUGCAUCUCUUGGUGGAAUGACACCAGUUGUGGAGGUGGCCCCACCUCUAGAUGAGGAAUAUGCAAGAGGACUAAAUGGCCAUGGACAGCUUCCACCAUCAAAUGACCUCGAUGGCCAGCCUUGGUGGCAACAGGUCUGGAGUGUGAUGACCAGCAAGAACCUUUUUCAAUGGCUUUGGAAGUGGUACAGUGGUAGCCCUCUUGAGGACAUUCCACUGCAGAAUCCCCUGAACCUCAUCGCCUGGCACAGCACACAACCAGUUGUCGCAGUGGGAGCCGACGUUGACAGGGUGAUUCUGUAUCAUCUGGCUGAAAACAGGUCAGACAGGAGCCUGGAGUGGACCUCCGUGGCCGUGCUGCAAGCGCAGCUGCAGCGCAAGCUAUGCUGUGUGGCCUUCCGCCCUGGAGCUGGGAGCGACAUCGCUGUGGGCUGCUCUGGGGGCGUCGCACUGUGGAGGAGUGCUCUGAACCCAAACUCCCGCAUGCGGUUUCUUCAGGCCCCUGGCAGUGGCCCCAUCGAGUGCCUGAGCUGGCACCCAUCCGGCCGAUUGCUUGCGGGUGCCGGCCCAGGUGCUGCGGGCUUCACUGUGUGGGACGCGUCUGUGUGUGUUGGCACAACGAUCAGCCAUGGGAUGGAACGCAUCCUUGUUAUGAGCUGGUCACCAUGCGGGAACUACUUCGUGACAGGUGGUCCCACAAGUUGCUUCCACAUGUGGGAGACACACAACUGGACAUGCACCCAAUGGGACACCAAGCAACAGGGGAGCCUGGUAGCAGCAGAGUGGGGCUCCGACUCGAUGUUGCUGUUGGCCUUCAGUGCCACAUCUGUGCUGUGGGCACUCACACUGGUGGCGCCGCCUCCCCUUUUGGACACAGAAUGGUUCGAACUCAGUCCAAAGGAGCUUGCAUCUCCCGAAGAAAGUCGAUCUCCUAUCCGUGGAGCAAUGAGUGCCUCAAAGUGCAUAGAGUCAAUGGCAUGGGACAGCAAACACAGGCGCCUGGUGGUAGCCCUGAAACAACCCCACCCCGCAGCAGGAUGCAUCGCUGUGUAUGACACUACGGCGACACGGCGUUUGAAUGCUGCAUUCUUGGGAUACGCCAGAGUGCUUGAAGUCCGCCCAGGCACAAGGUUGCCCACAUCCCUGCGCUUCCAACAGCACAGGUCUUCUGGCGCUCUUCUGGCGGUCCACUCAGACGACCAAGUGAGAUUCUUGCUGUUGCAAUUCGACAAGUGA